Lactuca saligna is the source of this 5454-nucleotide messenger RNA. Lineage: Eukaryota; Viridiplantae; Streptophyta; Magnoliopsida; Asterales; Asteraceae. The record is from the annotation of a GenBank genome assembly.
CGGAGCACAUGAGGAACACCGGAAGUCUCAAACGGUCAAACAUUCAAACUAUCUCGUCCGCAUCCUUCUCUGAAACUGCAUUCUGCAGCUCCUCCGCUCGUCCCGGCCGGCCGCCACUUGCUGCAGUCGUAUUUUCGUCUCUACAUCCCAUCACAUAGAAGUCUCUUUUUCUGUCUGGCUUCCUCGCAUCCUCACUAUCGCACACUCGUAUCGCACAGUGCGUUGCCCUAAGCGGAUCCUGAAUGGCUGAAGAAAUGGACAGUCAAGAAGACUCUGUUUUCACACAGUUAACGGAAGAUGUUGCUGCCAACCCGGAUGAUCCUUCCCUCCAUUUUAAUCUUGGUUUGUUCUUGUGGGAGGGGAUUGGGUCAGAAUCUAAGGAAAAGGCAGCAGAGCAUUUUGUGAUUGCAGCAAAGCUAAACCCACAAGAUGCAAAUGCUUUUAGGUAUUUGGGUCAUUAUUAUAGCAAAGUUUCAGUUGAUACUCAGAGAGCUCUCAAGUGUUAUCAGAGAGCUCUCACUCUUGAUCCUCAAGAUUCUGAAUCUGGGGAAUCAAUGUGUGAUUUGUUGGACAAAGAAGGAAAAGAGAGCUUGGAGGUUGCUGUCUGCCGUGAAGCUGCAGGGAAGUCGCCAAGGGCAUUUUGGGCAUUUCGUAGACUAGGUUUUCUACAGGUCCAUCAGAAGAAAUGGUCUGAGGCAGUUCAUAAUCUUCAGCAGGCCAUUAGAGGGUAUCCUACAUCUGCAGAUUUAUGGGAAGCUUUAGGUCUUGCAUAUCAGCGAUUGAGCAUGUUCACAGCAGCUAUUAAGUCAUAUGGUCGAGCUAUUGAGUUGGAGGAGUCACGAGUUUUUGCAAUGGUUGAGAGUGGAUAUGUCUUCUUGAUGCUUGGUUCACAUCGAAAGUUUCAGCAAGCUUUACAGAUAUCACCUGAAAAUGUAGCUGCACACUAUGGACUUGGGUGUGGGCUUCUUGAGUUAUCAAAGGAAUGUAUAAGUUCAGGUGCAUUUAGAUGGGGAGCUUCAAUAUUAGAGGAGGCAUCAAAAGUUGUUAAAACUGGUACUUUCUUGGCAAAAAAUGUUUCAUGCAUGUGGAAGUUGCAUGGUGAUAUUCAGCUUACAUAUGCGAAUUGCAUCCCAUGGAUUGAUGAAGACCAUGUGUUAGAAACAGAGAAAGCUUUGACUGAUUCCAUUCUUUCAUGGAAAAACGCGUGUUCUUCAGCUGCACUGAGUGCCAGGCGUUCAUAUCAACAUGCUCUACAUUUGGCUCCAUGGCAAGCUAACAUCUACACAGAUAUUGCCAUCACUAUAGAUGUCAUAAACUAUUUUAAGGAGGAAAAGAAACAUGAUCCUAUCCAAAAGCAAUUACCUGAGAAAAUGAUUUUAGGUGGUUUAUUACUCGAGAGCUCCAAUAAUGAAUUCUGGGUUGCAUUAGGAUGCUUAUCACAUCAUGUUGAGUUAAAGCAACAUGCUUUUAUCAGAUCAUUGCAGUUAGAUGUAUCAUUAGCUGUUGCAUGGGCAUAUCUUGGGAAGCUUUAUAGAAAACAAGGCGACAAGAAAUUGGCACAAAAUGCAUUUGAUCGUGCAAGGAGUAUUGAUCCUUCACUUGCAUUACCAUGGGCUGGCAUGUCAGCAGAUAUGUCCAUUAGGGCACUUAAGGCAGAUGAAGCUUAUGAUUGCUGUUUAAGAGCUGUUCAAAUACUACCUCUUCCAGAAUUUCAGAUGGGUCUUGCAAAGCUUGCUUUACAUUCUGGUGAACUUUCAUCUUCCGAGGUAUUUGGACCCAUAAGCCAGGCUUUGCAUCAUGCACCCCAGUAUCCAGAAUCUCACAAUCUUCUAGGGCUUGUUUGUGAGGCAAGAUGUGAUUAUCCAUCUGCUAUUACAUCUUAUAAGUUAGCACGUUAUGCACUCAACACUUCUUCUUGUGACACCUCAAAACUCCUUGAUAUAUCAAUUAAUUUGGCAAGGUCACUCUGUAAGGAUGGUAAAGCUUAUGAGGCAGUGCAAGAAUGCGAAGAACUAAAGAAAAAAGGUGUUCUGGAUUGGGAAGGUUUGCAUAUAUAUGCUUUAUCUUCAUGGAUACUUGGGAAGAAUGAUCAGGCUUUGUCUGUGGUGAGGAUUUUAGCUGCAGGUGUUAAAUCAUUGGAACCACAAAAGGCAUCCACCUCCAUAAGUUUUAUAUGCAGAUUGCUUUACUAUAUUUCUGGUCAAGAGGCAGUGAUGACAAGCAUUUUAAAAAUGCCAAAAGAUUUGUUUAAGAGUUCAAAAGUUAGUUUUGUGGUAUCUGCUAUUCAUGUUCUGGAUCAAAGCAAUCAGCUUGAGGCAGUUGUUUCAAGUAGCCGAUCUUCCCUCAUAAGUCAUGAUGAAAUUACUGGAAUGCAUUUUUUGAUAGUAUUAAGUAAAUUGGUGAAAAAUGGUUCAGAGCAUUGCUUGGGAAUUCAGAGUGGAAUUGAUCACCUUAGAAAAAUCCUCCAUAAGUACCCCAACAGUUAUUUUCUUAGGAAUGUUCUUGGUUAUCUCUUAAUAUCUAGUAAAGAACAAAAAGAUGCACACUUGUCUACCAGAUGCUUUACUGUAAGAAGCAGCCAAUCAGAGUGUCCAAAAGAAGAAGGUCUAAAAUGCGCACCUGAAAUCCUUGGUGCAAGUACAGUUGCUUGCUACACCAACAAUAAACACACCUUUCCCACCUGUAAAGACCAAUCUACCCCUCAACACGGAUCACUCAAACUAUUACAAAAGUGGUGGCAUCAAGAACCAUGGAAUAAAAAUGCAAGAUACCUUUUAAUCCUCAACUACAUUCAAAAAGCACGCGAAGAGAGAUACCCUCAACAUAUAAACACAGGACUCGAAAAGUUAAUUACUUUAGCUCUUUCAGACGAAUCCCUAUCCUGCCCCUAUCAAAAGUUCCAGCUGUCACUCUGUGCAUCUGAAAUAAGUUUACAAAGUGGGGACCACGUUAACUGCAUAAAACAUGCUAAAAACGCUUCAAAUCUUUCUAUCCCGGAUGACUAUCUCUUCUUUGCACACUUGCAAUUAUGUCGGGCAUAUGCUGCAGAAAACAACCAUGUCAGCUUACAUGAAGAGUACACAAAAUGUUUAAAUUUGAGAACCGAUUAUCAUAUCGGAUUAAUCUGCCUCAAAUACAUCGAAUGUCAAUAUGGUCUACUAGGAGAUGAGAAUAUAAACAUAAUCGAAUUGAGAUUUGAAGAAUGUUCAAAAGAUAUAAAAUAUUCAUGGAAUGUAUGGACAGCUGUAUGGAAAAUGGUCCAGGGGUUGAUUUCGGUGUCAAAUCGCGAUUUUGUUGCUGCAGAAGAGUUUUUUGCAUAUGCGUGUUCUUUAAACGGUUCUGAAAGCUGUUUGUUUUUGUGUCAUGGUGCUAUUUGUAUGGAACUUGCGAGACAACAAUGCAACUCGGAUUUCUUGCUGCUUGCUGUUGGGAGUUUGAAGAAAGCUAGAGACAAUUGUUACACAAGUUUACCUAUUUUGCAACUUUUAUUAGGGCAAGCAGAAGCAAGUCUUGGAUAUAAAGGGCAAUGGAGUCAAUAUCUUAAGUUUGAAUGGUCAUCUUGGCCUCCAGAGAUGAGGCCGGGGGAGAUUUUUCUUCAUAUGCAUUUGGUUUCAAAACAGUUGCAAGAAGGUGGCUACUCUGCAUCGAGAACAAUACAUGUUGCAGGUAUUUGUUAUGCAAACCUGUUCACUCGUUCAAAACUGGCCGGAUUAACCACCGCGGUUGCAGAUUUUAGAUGGAAACUGGAGGCAAUUCCUUAGCAUCUGGGCCAGAUGGGGUGAAGAGAAAGGUGUACUACUUCUAUGACCCAGAGGUCGGAAAUUACUAUUAUGGACAAGGUCACCCAAUGAAGCCACACAGAAUUCGCAUGACACAUGCUCUGUUAGCCCACUAUGGUUUACUUCAAAACAUGCAUGUUGUAAAGCCUGUUCCAGCUAGAGACAAAGAUCUUUGCAGGUUUCAUGCUGAUGACUACGUUUCUUUUCUAAGAGGCAUCACCCCAGAAACACAGCAAGAUCAAUUAAGACAACUAAAAAGGUUCAAUGUUGGUGAAGAUUGCCCUGUGUUUGAUGGUCUAUACUCCUUCUGUCAAACCUAUGCAGGUGGCUCUGUUGGAGGAGCAGUGAAAUUAAACCAUGAGUACUGUGAUAUAGCUAUAAACUGGGCAGGUGGACUUCAUCAUGCUAAAAAAUGUGAAGCUUCUGGUUUUUGCUAUGUCAAUGACAUUGUCUUAUCAAUUCUUGAACUUCUGAAAGUGCACCAACGUGUGCUGUAUGUAGAUAUUGACAUUCAUCAUGGUGAUGGUGUAGAGGAAGCUUUUUACACUACUGAUAGAGUCAUGACUGUUUCUUUCCACAAAUUUGGUGAUUAUUUCCCAGGGACAGGGGAUAUAAGAGAUAUUGGGUAUUCAAAGGGAAAGUAUUACUCGCUGAAUGUCCCUCUUGAUGAUGGAAUUGAUGAUGAAAGCUAUCAGUCCUUGUUUAAGCCAAUAAUUGGUAAAGUAAUGGAAGUGUUCAGACCUGGUGCUGUUGUGUUACAAUGUGGUGCAGAUUCUUUAUCAGGAGAUAGAUUGGGUUGUUUUAAUUUAUCAAUUAAAGGGCAUGCUGAAUGUGUGAAGUAUAUGAGAUCUUUUAAUGUGCCUUUAUUGUUACUCGGUGGUGGAGGGUAUACAAUACGCAAUGUUGCUAGAUGCUGGUGCUAUGAGACAGGAGUUGCACUUGGGGUUGAGUUAGAAGAUAAGAUGCCUCAACAUGAGUAUUAUGAGUACUUUGGUCCUGAUUAUACUCUUCAUGUUGCUCCAAGUAAUAUGGAAAAUAAGAACUCUCGCCAGCUGUUAGAUGAAAUUCGCUCAAAGCUUCUAGAUAAUCUCUCUAAACUACAGCAUGCGCCAAGUGUCCAGUUUCAAGAGCGCCCACCUGAUACAGAAUUCCCAGAGGCAGAUGAAGAUCAAGAGGAUGACGAUCGAAGAUCAGAUGAUUCUGAUGUUGAUGAAAAUAACGAGGGUAAGCCUUUCCUUGGACGUGUGAAAAGGGAACUCCAUGAUAUUGAGUCCAAGGACAUGGAUGAUGUGAAAGAAGGUGAACGAGCUAAUAGAGAGAUGGAUGCCUCAUUUGCUGAAAUAUCCAUAAAGGGUUCAAAUUCAGUAUCAGCACCUGCAGAUGUGAAACAAGAACAAGGAAACUCAAACAAGCCGGAUCAGCCUUCUACUGCUGAGAUGAAUUUAUAGUGUAUGAUGAUGUCAAUGUCAUGUUUUGACUUUAAUUUUUAUGAAUCUAUUUUAAAUUUGUGUUGAGGAUUGGUGUAUUAUGUUGUACAAAACUGACUGGAACAUGUGCACAAGGUUGGUAAGUUAAAAAGAUGAGUAGAUGAAAUUAAAUGACAAAUGUUUUAUUAUCAUUUUUGGUAUUGACUAUCCUGAUGAGGGUAUGAUUUACCUUUAAAAUUAUGACAAGA